UUUUAAUUUUGAUUGGAUAAAAAUCUAUCCCUGAUAGUACACAUAGUUAAUUCAUUAUAAGAGGAUAAUAAUAAUAAGAAUAAGAAUAGCAAUGAUUAUAAUCAUAGAAAUGACUGAUACUCUUCAAAGAAAUAAAUAGUAGUCAUAAAUACAGGAAAACUUUCAAUUUGUAAAAUGUACUAAUGGAAACAUUCUUCUUCUUCUUCUUGUUCAUGUUCUUCUUCUUCUUUUUGAAUUCAAUGACAAGUUGAGGAACGACAAAGAUAGAAAGAGAGAGGGAGGGAGACAUAGUAAGAGCAAAUCAUAGAAACAUUAGUAACUAUGUAAUUAUUGUACUAUUGUGGAUUAAAAUAAAUGAGACUAACACAAUAAGUAAAGAGAUCGGCAUUCAUAAUUUCAUCAAAUAGUGAAUGAGAAACUACAAUCAAUAUUACUUACUUACAUUGAUAAAUUUCAAAUAUUAAUGGAUUCUGAAAAUCGUGUCAUUUUAAAUGUUGGCGGUAUAAGACAUGAAACAUACAAAGCCACAUUGAAGAAGAUACCUGCUACACGGUUAUCAAAAUUAACUGAAGCAGUAGCAAAUUAUGAUCCAAUAUUAAAUGAAUAUUUUUUUGAUCGUCAUCCAGGUGUUUUCAAUCAAAUAUUGAAUUAUUAUCGUACCGGUAAAUUACAUUAUCCUACAGAUGUAUGCGGACCAUUAUUUGAAGAAGAACUUGAGUUUUGGGGUCUUGAUGCUAAUCAAGUUGAACCAUGUUGUUGGAUGACAUAUACAUCACAUCGUGAAACUCAAGAAACACUUCAAAUAUUAAAUGAUUUAGAUUUAGAUACAGAAAGGAGAACUGACGAAGAAUUAUAUUCAAAAUUUGGUUGGGAUGAUGCAUAUCAAUCUGGUAAAUUAACUUUAUGGCAAAGGUAUAAACCAAAAAUUUGGAUGUUAUUCGAUGAAUGUUAUUCAUCAUUAGGGGCAAAGAUUAUUGCUGUGAUCUCUGUAUUUUUCAUUGUUCUAUCAAUACUUUGUUUUUGUUUAAAAACAUCAUCCAAUCUACGUAUACCAUUAUUAUAUAAUGAUUCAAAUCAAUUAUUAACAAAUUAUGAAACAUCACAUUCAUAUACACCUUAUUCUACACUGUCAUCAUCCUCAUCGUCGUCAUCUCCAUCAUCAUCAUCAAUGUAUUCAGAUAUCUAUACUCAUCAUAAUACACAUUCUAUAUCAUCAUCAUCGUCUCCAUUCAAUCUAGAUCCUUUAUGGACAAUACGUAAACGUAUGAUUAAAUCACAUAUUCUAUUUAGUUAUAUAGAAUGUAUAUCAAAUGGAUGGUUUACAUUUGAAAUUAUAAUACGUUUUAUAGUAACACCAUGUAAAUUAGAAUUUAUUAAAUCCCCUAUUAAUAUAAUUGAUUUAUUAGCCUUAUUAUCAUUUUAUGUCGAUUUAAUUUUAACUAAAAUUAUGUCCAAUGAAGCUAAUUAUGAAGCAUUAGAAUUCUUUUCUAUUAUACGUAUUAUGCGACUAUUUAAAUUAACCCGCCAUAUAGCUGGUUUAAAAAUUCUCAUUCAUACAUUUCGUGCAAGUCUUAAAGAAUUAGUAUUAUUAGUAUUCUUUUUAAUGGUAUUCAUUGUUAUAUUCGCUGCAUUAAUGUAUUAUGCUGAACGAUUUCAAUAUAAUCCACAAAAUGAUUUUGUAUCUAUACCAGUUGGUUUAUGGUGGGCUAUUGUAACAAUGACAACAGUUGGUUAUGGAGAUCAAGUACCAAAAACAUAUUUAGGUAUGAUAGUUGGUGCAAUGUGUGCAAUUACUGGUGUUAUGACUAUCUCUCUUCCAGUUCCUGUUAUUGUAUCAAAUUUUUCACGUUUUUAUACGCAUACACAAGCUCAAUCUAAACUUCCAAAACGUAGAAGACGUAUUUUACCAGUUGAAGCAGUUCGACCAAAAACUUGUAGUCAAGUUCCACCACUUAAUUCUUCAGUAAAAUUAAAAAAUAAUUUUGGUGUUAUACCACCUGGAUUAGCACGUAAUUUCAAUUCAUCAAAUGAUUCUCCUAUACGAUUAUCAUCAACUGGUGAAAGAAGACAUCAUUUUCCAGAUACAACUUGUAAAAUAACAGAUAAUUCAUCUAAUGAACAAACCAUUCUUAAACCAUUAAUACCAAGACGUGAAGAAAUUCCAUUAUUACCUAGAGACAAUUUAUCACAAUAUCAAGCAUCUAUGAAUUGGCCAAAAUCAUCUAUUAUUAAAGAAACAUCAACUGGAUUCAUUUCACAAACAUCAUUAGAAACAAAUUGUUUAUUAAUAAAUAAUGAAGAAAAAGAUCGAGUCGCAUUAAAACAAUCUAAUAAACAUCAAUUAUUUGAUAAUAUAAUUGGUAAUACAAAUAUAGUCAAUCGUAUAGAAGAUGAAAAUAGUUAUAAUAAUACUGGAGAUAUUAAAAAGGAUAUUAAAAAUCAAUAUUUACCAAUAUCUGAUGUUUGUCCCAAUACUUUGAUCGAUAAAAAUUAUAAACUAUCAAAGAAUACUACUAACAAUAAUAUCAGUAGUAAAACGAAUAAUGAUGAAAUUGCUUAUUCAGAAAAUAUUAAAUUAUCAUAUAUAAAUUAUAAGACACCAUGUUUUUCAUUUGAUGAACAUAAUAAUAUAGAAGGAGAGAAUUAUUUACCAUCCGAUAAUAGUUUAAAUCAAUUAGAAGAAUUAUUAACAUUACGUAAUAAUAAUAAUCAAUAUGAAAUUACACCACCACGUUUAUCAUGUGUAUCUGGGGAUAAAUUAGAAAUGAAAUUCAUUACGGGUUCAAAUGCACCAAUAUAAUUUCUAUUGUAGGGUAUGGAUAUACGUUUGUAUAUAUAUAUACGGAUUGAAUUGUGUUCAGUCAAAUAUUUUGAUUCAUUUUUGUUGAAUAUUCAAGUGUAUUUUGUAACCAAGCAACAAUAGGAAUGACUGGAUGAAACGAUUGAAGAGAUUCAUUUAUUAGAUGCUUAUUUACAACAACAACAACAACAUUAACAGCAACAAAAAUGACAGAAAGGAAACCCAUUUGAACAGUGAUUUAACUUAUUCUAUCGUCUAUAAAACUAUGAUGUAAUUAUAUCAAGUAAUGUUUUGUAAUGUAUUCAAUGAGUAAUGGAAAAACAAAACAAUGUAUAUUUUAAUCAAUACUUUAUAUCACAUUAUUAUUCAUUAAAGUUGAAAAAAUGAGCAUAAAAGAGGUUUUGUGGAUAUUUUAGUAAUUUAUUUAAUAGUUAAGAUCUUGAUUCAAUUGAAGUUAGAUCACUAUGGAGAACCUGAAAGUACUAGAUGACCGUUUUGUCUCAGUGUUAGACUCCUUAGUGUUGUGCAUACGCAAACCCACUUCGUGAAAUUCUAACAGAGGAUCUAUCAGUGUUGUGCGUGAACGCUUCAACUCUAACCAGCCGGCAUCCAUGGGUGUUAAUGUCUAACUUCAACCAAUCCACAAUUGUCAUCAGUGAGUUACUAUCUGACAACAGACGAGGUCGAACUCCACUAGUGACUGCUUCUCACUAGAACUUUAGGAAAUACCUCUUAAAUCCAGUCACUAGUAGGCAUAUGUUGAUUAAUGUCAAAACGUGAAUGGUUAGUUCAGUCGCUUCAGUUUUUCACAUAAAAUAUGAAGUACUCAAAUGAAACAGUUUUGUUUUCAUCUUUUGCUAAAAUGUAAUUCAAAAAGAGUAUUGUUAUAACUUAUGAACCUGUGUGCUCUGUUUAUUGUAUAACACAACGAUACCCUCAAUCAGAGAGCAGCGAAUUAUUGAUCAAACUAGUGACGCAUAAAACACGUGCCAGCAGCUUAGAGUCCUGAUUGGUCCUGUUUUCGGCCUAAUCCAGCCAGUUGAGUCCAGAACGUCAGUCUCAGUCUCUGCAAUAUGAAUCAUUUAUUUCAAAUAUACUGGGUUUAUAUACAAAUCAAACAG
Messenger RNA from Schistosoma haematobium, 3921 nucleotides. Its product is annotated as Potassium voltage-gated channel sub C member 4. Gene Ontology annotation, cellular component: voltage-gated potassium channel complex; axon; neuronal cell body membrane. Gene Ontology annotation, molecular function: protein binding; delayed rectifier potassium channel activity. The coding region runs from base 464 to 2800 and encodes 778 amino acids. NCBI's taxonomy places the organism in Eukaryota, Metazoa, Platyhelminthes, Trematoda, Strigeidida, Schistosomatidae. Gene Ontology annotation, biological process: potassium ion transmembrane transport; protein homooligomerization. The transcript is spliced from 8 exons. The record is from RefSeq and is a predicted model, not a curated record.